CAGACAAAAAUAUUUCCACACAAUGGCAUCAUUAGCGACCACUUUAGCCCUAAUUCUUUUCUUGAUCUUCCAUCUCACACCAGAAACAGCUCUAGCUCGCCCUCUCAACGAUCAGAAGCCGGUUGAUGGAGUCGUAACCACCACCACCGAUGAAGCCAAAAACCUAGCCUUUGUAUCUGAUCCGUUCCCUAGUUUGCAGUCAUCACCUCCAACAUCAGCUAUUCCCGGUUCUCCUGGCUUCACGCUUCCGUUUCCAUUCCCGUCAUCACCUCCAGGAGGAGGAGGUAUUCCCGGUAUUCCAGGUUCUCCUGGCUUUAGGCUUCCGUUUCCAUUCCCGUCAUCACCAGGAGGUAUUCCCGGUAUUCCAGGUUCCCCUGGCUUUAGGCUUCCGUUUCCAUUCCCGUCAUCACCAGGAGGUAUUCCCGGUAUUCCAGGUUCCCCUGGCUUUAGGCUUCCGUUUCCAUUCCCGUCAUCACCACCAGGAGGUAUUCCCGGUAUUCCUGGUUCCCCUGGCUUUAGACUUCCGUUUCCAUUCCCGUCAUCACCAUCAGGAGGAGGUAUUCCCGGUAUUCCUGGUAUUCCCGGUUUCCCUGCCUUUAGGUUUCCUCCGUUACCACCUCUAGCAGGAGGAGGUAUUCCUGGUAUUCCCGGUAUUCCUGGUUUCCCUGGAUUUAGGUUUCCUCCGUUACCAUUCCUCCCACCGGCCACUCAGUGAACAUGUCCCGUUGGAUAUGGAGUAAGCUCAUGCUAUUGUAUCGAUAAUGAUCAUGUGUACUCUUAUGAUAUUAAUAAAAUGAGUAUUCUGUGUCGUGUAAUGUAACUUACAUUAUGUAAGUGUAUGUUUAUCUAAUAAAUAAAGACUUCGAUU
Molecule: messenger RNA, 868 nt
Organism: Arabidopsis arenosa
Lineage: Eukaryota; Viridiplantae; Streptophyta; Magnoliopsida; Brassicales; Brassicaceae
Source: the annotation of a GenBank genome assembly